CAUCUACCCAUUCUUUCCAAAGAUAUAACCUGCUUCUAGAGUAUCCAUUACACGGAAGCUUACAUUUUAUUUGCAGAGAAGGCUUGAACAAUUUCAUCUGCCCAUUCUUUACAAAGAUAUAAACUGCUUCUAGAUUGCUUUAAAAGAAAAAGAGAACAGACAGUGAGACAACUGCAGGGGUGAACCAUGAAUUACAUCAUAGCACUGAUAUGUCUUCUUACAUCACAGCUUCAUGAAGGUGUUUGCUGGAACAGUGAAGGAACUGAAUUUAUUACUGCGUUCAUGCAAAGCUUAACAACUUCUAUGACAAUUCCAGACUUCCGCCUUGCUAUCACCGCUUUGCAACCAUCAACAACUGUCAGGGUUAUCAUUUAUAACAGAAGUUCUGAGAUAAUUCGUUCACUUGAAGAACAAGUAACUAUCACAGUUCCUAUUCCAACCAAUACUGAACUUCAGGGAACUGUACUAUCUUCACGCAACACAAUCAUAGUCAGAUCUGACAAACCUGUCACUGUAGUGUCAUACAACUAUAAAUCGUGCACAGCUGAUUCUGCUACCAUUUUCCCAGUGAAUACUCUUGGCACCGAAUACUACAUCUUUGCACCAAUAAAGAGUAUUGGUUCACCAGAGUUCACAGUUAUUAACUACAAUCAAACAAAUGAAAUACAUGUUAUGCUAACAGGAUUUGUCACUUACAAUGGAACAAAUUAUCGGUCAGGAGAUAAUGUAACGAUUAUACUGUCUGCCUUUGAGGCUGUUCAGUUACAAAGCAAUGUCAGUUUAACUGGCACUAGAAUUAUGUCUCAAUACCCUAUUGCAGUGGUGUCUGGUAAUAACUGUGAUAAAUACUAUACAUAUUGUGAUCUUCUGUUUGAACAGUUAAUUCCAUUAAAGGACUGGGGUAAAACAUUCUUAGUAUCUUCAUUAGCUGUUCAAAACUAUAAUGAUACCGUCACAAUUAUUGCUUCACAAACAACAGAAAUACAAUAUACCACUGGAGGGAUGAGCAGCAACAUUAUUCUUCAAAAAGGGAACUACUCAGAAAUCAUUUUGCUUCCAAAUUAUUCCUUAGUUAUCACUGCCACUCAACCAGUUAUGGUAAUGUACACAUUCGUAGGAGGGGAAUACAAUGGAAGUUUAUUUGAUCCAUUCAUAAUGAAUAUCAUUCCAUCUGAAUCAUUUUCCAACUUCUAUAUUAUUAAUACAGAAAUUCAUGUAAAUAACUAUGUCCGUGUGAUCGCUAAAAACUCAGUACUAUUGGAAAGUUUUAGUGGCAAUAAUACGGUCUUAAAUACAUCCAAAUGGAAUUUUAUGACUGGGACAGAGUAUGCAUGGACAAAUAUUGUAAUAGGUUCAGAUAACAAGAAUUUUACUCUGCAACAAUGCUCACCAUUUGCUGCUUACAUCUAUGGUAUAAAGCACUGCAUAGGUAUUGGAACAACUGCACCAGCAGUGAACAGGACCCCUCAUUGUGCAGACUUUAAUGUGGAUGUCGCUGUGACAGUAACAUCUCUGGCUAAUGGUUCUAUACAGGUUAAUUGGACUAAGAAUGCCUGUGCUGACAGCUACCUUCUUCAGCUUUUCUUGGCAAAUAAUUUGUCUCUGUUAGAAGAGAAAAUUGUUAAUGGAAGCUCAUUUUUAUUCAUUGGACCUUACAAUCAUUCGCUCUAUAAUUUAAGAGUUCGGCCUAUGCUUGCAGGUGAAACAUGCCUUCCACAAGAAGAACAGUUUAUACAUUUGGGAAAAAGAACCACUGUCAUUGCACAAGCUUUUGUGGAUGUAAUUGGAAGAAACUUAAUUGAUCCCGCCGCUAUUGCAAAGGCACUGGAAAAUAAAACAUACUUCUUGUUAAAUGCCCUGUCUCCAUAUAUAAAAGUAAGAGUGAAGCCAGCAAAUUAAUAUUAUUGGACAGAACUGUCGACUCUUGAAGCCAAAGUUACUGUGAUCAUACCAAUUUCAUCAAAGUUAUAGCAAUGUUAAUGAAAAAAUAUAGAAGUAUUUUUAGAAAUAAUUUCUGGUGUGUUUUGGUAUAACCUACUUAUAUGCUCAUACAAUUAAGCUGAUGUCAUAUUUAAUAACUUCAAAAUGAAGCCUUGACUGGGCUUUUUACAAUAUUUUGUAUGUACAUGUUCAUUAAUAAUGAGAACAUUUAGAAUUAUUUAAAAUAACUGAAUAAUUGUUUAUUAGUAAUGAGAAGAUAAUUUAGCAUAAAUAAAUAAAUGCUCAUGAGACUGAAAAUGGUUAAAAACAUGUUCUAAUAAUUUGCCAUUUUUAUAUUUUAUUGGACUUUGGAGAAAAAUAGAGGUGGUAAUGGGUGAGUGUAUUAUUUAUGUUUCUCUAAAAAGCAGUACGAUUUAUGUAUGUAUGUAAACACAAUAACACACACACACACACACAAUCUACCCCCCUCUCUCUCUCUAUAUGUG
This is a messenger RNA of Protopterus annectens (West African lungfish), 2426 nucleotides long. Its product is annotated as IgGFc-binding protein-like. The coding region runs from base 187 to 1899 and encodes 570 amino acids. The transcript has 7 exons. The record is from RefSeq and is a predicted model, not a curated record. NCBI's taxonomy places the organism in Eukaryota, Metazoa, Chordata, Ceratodontiformes, Protopteridae.